Molecule: messenger RNA, 165 nt
Organism: Didymodactylos carnosus
Lineage: Eukaryota; Metazoa; Rotifera; Eurotatoria; Philodinida; Philodinidae
Source: the annotation of a GenBank genome assembly
UUUGGCUUUGCUGGUGGUGAUGGUGGAUUUGAUCACUUUGGUGGUGAUAAUGGAUUUGGCUAUGCUGGUGGUGAUGGUGGAUUUGGCCAGUUUGGUGGGGAUAAUGGAUCUGGCUAUGCUGAUGGUGUCGGAAGCCUUUUCAAAAUCAAACAAAAGAUUGAUUAA